Molecule: messenger RNA, 1425 nt
Organism: Penaeus chinensis
Lineage: Eukaryota; Metazoa; Arthropoda; Malacostraca; Decapoda; Penaeidae
Product: glycine N-methyltransferase-like
Exons: 7
Coding region: 170-1081 (303 amino acids)
Biological process (GO): S-adenosylmethionine metabolic process; regulation of gluconeogenesis; protein homotetramerization
Cellular component (GO): cytosol
Molecular function (GO): glycine N-methyltransferase activity; glycine binding; identical protein binding
Source: RefSeq, a predicted model, not a curated record
ACGUACCAGAAAUAACUGGUUUCAGCAGAGGGCAGACAGCAAGACAGCUCCCUGGCAGACCUUCAAGCAAGGAGCCGCACGGAAGGUCACUCGGUCGCAGGGAGCGGCGAAGAAAGGACACAGUGGCAGUGCUCGCGGGAUAUAAAGAGAAUACAGAACACAAGUCACCAUGACUGAUAACAGGGUUUACAGAACCCGUACAUUAGGUAUCCCGGCUGUAGGCUUGAAAGAUCAGUAUGCAGAUGGCACAGCAGCCAAACUAUGGGAACUGUAUAUUGGAGACAAGAACAAGAGGACUGAUAUUUACAGAGACUUCAUUGUGGGCAUGCUUAGAAAAAACAAUUGCAAGAAUGUUCUCGAUGUUGCUUGUGGAACUGGAGUGGACAGUAUCAUGUUGCUGGAAAACGGUUUCAAAGUGACCAGUGUGGACCUGUCAGACAAGAUGCUGAAGUAUGCUUUGAAAACCCGCUGGAAGAGACGCAAGGAGCCAGCUUUUGAUGACUGGGUUAUUGAAGAGGCAAAUUGGUUAACCCUUAUAGAUGACAUUGAAGGCAUUGGUACAUUUGAUGCUGUGGUCUGCCUAGGAAAUUCCUUUGCUCAUCUUCCAGAUAUGGCAGGAGAUCAGUCUGAGCAUAAGCAAGCCAUAAGCAACUUUGCACAGAUGGUGAAACCAGGGGGAAUACUUGUCAUUGAUCAUCGCAACUACGACCAUAUUAUUGACACUGGCUCAGCACCAACACACAAUAUAUAUUAUAAUAGUGAACAUGUCCAGGAUAUCAAGACUUCAGUUCUGUAUGUCAAUGGGAAGGCCUCACUUGUCACGCUUGACUAUGUGAUGGAUGUUGCUGAUGCUAGGAGGUGUGAAACAGAUUCGGAGAUUGCCAAGAAAGGCAGAUUAGAAGGACAAACAAGGAGUAAUUUCCGCUUGUCAUACUACCCUCAUCGUGUUGCACGGUUUGGGGAGAUUCUCAUGGAAGGUUUUGGCGCAGGAGCAAAACACCAAGUCUAUGGAGAUUUCAAACCAGUUGGAGAAAUUGAAGACCCAGCUUUCUACAUUCAUAUAAUUUCCAAAAAAUCAUAAUGUACAGAUCAGUGGUGUCCCCUGUCCCCGUUGAAAAAGCUGUGAAUAUCCUCAGGGGACAGCAAAGGCAAUCAUUCCCUGUGACGUUGGCUGUGGGCUUAAAUGUUGAGUACUCGUAUGGCUAUGAAUUGAAUACAUGUAAAGUGCUUUAUUAAUUGGUUAAUUUUCCAUCAUACAAGUGUAUGACCUAGUCCCAAAUUGAAUGCUUUGUUUGGUUGGUUAUGCAGAUUAAUGAAAUAAGUGUGAUGAAAGUGAGAUCACAAUUCUCCUUACAAGGAACAGGAAUACAGUAUAUUCCCUUAGUUGCUGCCUUCUCUGCAAUAUUGUGUCCUAUUGUGUUACCU